Oncorhynchus mykiss (rainbow trout) is the source of this 1934-nucleotide messenger RNA. Its product is annotated as keratin, type II cytoskeletal 8-like. The record is from RefSeq and is a predicted model, not a curated record. NCBI's taxonomy places the organism in Eukaryota, Metazoa, Chordata, Actinopteri, Salmoniformes, Salmonidae. Gene Ontology annotation, cellular component: keratin filament. Gene Ontology annotation, biological process: keratinization; intermediate filament organization. Gene Ontology annotation, molecular function: structural constituent of skin epidermis.
GGGGGAGAGAGGAGGAACCGAGACAGGCAGUGUGGGGCCACGAAGAGGAGAAAGUUGAAUGGGUUGUCUAACUGGUUCUGCAGAGUGAGAAUAACAUAACCACCCCCACCCUGGGGAAGAGGAGUUUAUAAGGAGGGCAGAACACCUGAGACAACUCACUGAGGUCAGAUAGCCCCGCUGCUGUCCUGUCCUCUUCUACAGCAUAAUUUAAAUUCUCACUCGUCUCCGUCUGUGAUUCUCACGCGUCUCCAUCUCUCUGUCUGUGAUUCUCACGCGUCUCCAUCUCUCUGUCUGUGACCCUCCCUCCACCUCUCCGUCUGUGACUCUCCCUCCACCUCUCCAUCUCUCUGUCUGUGUCUGUGACUCUCCCUCCACCUCUCCAUCUCCCCUUCCACCAUGAGCCUGAGGUCCAAGCGUAUCAGCAGCUCCAGUGGCUCUGUGCGGAGACACAGCGGGGGCUUCGGUGGCAUGUCUCUGGGUAGCAGCUCUCUGUACGCGGGGGGCUCAAACGGCCACCACAGCAGUCCUUUCCACUCAGUCUCUGUCAACAGGAGCCUGCUGGCCCCCCUUAACCUGGAGAUCGACCCCAACCUACAGGUGACGCGCAUCCAUGAGAAAGAGCAGAUCAAGGGCCUCAACAACCGAUUCGCAUCCUUCAUCGAUAAGGUGCGUUUCCUGGAGCAGCAGAACAAGAUGUUAGAGACUAAGUUUGAUCUGCUGCACGGUAAGCAGACGGGCCGCUCCAACAUCGAGCCGCUAUUCGAGGUCUACAUGGCCAACCUCCGCCGCCAGAUGGACGUGGUCAACAACGACAAGACCAAGCUGGACGGCGAGCUGAGGAACAUGCAAGGUCUGGUGGAGGACUUCAAACACAAAUACGAAGAUGAGAUCAACAAGAGAAAUAAUCUGGAGAACGAAUUUGUGAUCCUGAAAAAGGAUGUGGACUCAGCAUACCUGGUGAAGGCAGACCUGGAAAACAAGGGAGGAGCUCUGACUGAUGAGAUAAACUUCCUCAGGUCCAUCUAUGAGGAGGAGCUGCGUGAGCUGCAGGCCAGCAUCAGGGACACCUCUGUGGUGGUGCAGAUGGACAACAGUCGAGACCUCAACAUGGACCAGAUAGUGGCUGACGUCAAGGCUCAGUACGAAGACAUUGCUACCAAAAGCCGAGAGGAGGCUGAGACGUGGUACAAAUCCAAGUUCAACCAGAUGGCCGCCCAGGCCAUGCAGUACGGAGACGAGCUGAGGAACACCAAGGGAGAGAUAGCAGAAAUCAACCGCUUGAUCGGCCGUCUGCAGAGUGAGAUGGAAGCUGUCAAAAGACUGCGAGCCAACCUGGAGGACCAGAUAGCCGAGGCUGAGGGCCGCGGGGAGCUGGCUGUGAAGGAGGCUAAGUCCAGGAUCAGAGAUCUGGAGGAUGCUCUGCAGAGGGCCAAGCAGGACAUGGCCAGACAGCUCAGAGAGUACCAGGACCUGAUGAACGUCAAGCUGGCUCUGGACAUAGAGAUAGCCACCUACAGAAAAUUACUGGAGGGAGAGGAGGACAGGAUUGGACAUCAAUCUAUUCUCAACAUCCAGUCAGUGUCCAACUACAGUUCUAAGAGUUCCAGUAAUGGAUACAACAGCAGCUCCAUCUCCCCUACACCGAAGCUGCUGAUUAAAACAACUGAACAAAAAGACAGCUCCAGAUUCAGCUCUCAUUAAAAAAAAACCUGUCGGAUCCUUCUGGCUGAGGGUGAAGAACCAUUAUAUAAGAGUUUAUAACAGAUCUAUAGCAACUUUCUGGAUUAUUUGUGUCAAUCUACAUUCUGUAAAGAGCACGAGAGAAUAGCAUAAGAUCAUGACAUGAUAGAUUUGUGUUUGUAGCUAGAGGAACAUAAACAUUUGUUGUUCUUACUGUAAAGAAAAUAAAAAAGAUAUGUAUCAGUAUAUAAAAA